Molecule: messenger RNA, 1168 nt
Organism: Amaranthus tricolor (Joseph's coat)
Lineage: Eukaryota; Viridiplantae; Streptophyta; Magnoliopsida; Caryophyllales; Amaranthaceae
Exons: 4
Coding region: 143-1039 (298 amino acids)
Source: RefSeq, a predicted model, not a curated record
UACUUAAUUACUUAAUUACGCAAUUAUUCUCUUAAUUACAUAAUUAGUUUUUUAAUUAUUUCUUAAUUUAGUUAAUUACAUAAUUAGUCUAUUAAUCAUUUAUUUAUUUAUUUUUUAAUUCUAUUAUUAUUUCAAUAUUAUCAUGUCUUCUUUCUUGAAAAAAGCCUCUAAAAACGUUACUAAAGUGGCAAAAUCAUUGGGAGGUUCUAGCUCCAAAAGAAAGGCCACUUCAACUCCGUCGGUAUCAACAACACCUUCGAUUAGUAAUUAUAAUUAUGAACCAAAUUAUCCUGAAGGGUACGACCAAGAAUUACUCAAUUAUGCAGAAGAAGUGGAAAGAGAAAUACAAAUUGAUGAAGAAGAAGAACAAGAAGAGGAACCAACGACCCCUAUUGGGAUACAUAAUUCUCGACAGUCAUCAACAAGAUCACAUGAAGAACAACAACAACAACAACAACAAAGACAAGCUCGUGGUAAACGAGUCAAUUUCCACACUAUCGAUGAAGAUGAACCAGUAAGACAACCUUUUCCGGCAAUGCCACCUCCUAGUGGUAGAGCUGUUUCACAUGUGUGGUCGUAUUUUAGAAAAGAACCAACCGACAAUCCAGUUGUUUUCUUAUGCACUUGUCAAAUUUGUGAAAGUCAAGGAGUAAAGCCCUUAAUUUCAUACAAUUUCGCCAGAGGUGGUGGUACGGGAUCUUUUAACAAACAUUUGGCAAAGAAGCAUGGAAUCACAAAAGAAACUCAUGCAGCAAGCGGCAGUGGGACCACAAGUGGAAGCCGACAGUGGGACAUUCCUAGCACAGGUAGAAGAGUUUUAGACGAAAAGAGAUCUCGUCUUGCUCCACAUAGUAUUCAAAUAUGUGUUUGCAAGAAAGAUUGGGAUCAAGCGGAGAUUCGAACACAAGGACUAAGGAAUGAUGAUGAUCAAGAUGAUGAUGAUGAUCCAUGGAUGAUGAUGGAUACAUCUGCAUCAUCGUCAGGAGGAGAGUCAGCGGAAGCAUCUAACCAACCAGAUGAUGAUGACGAAGACGAAUAGGAUCAAUCGGACAAUGAUAAAUCAACAUUCAACAACUAAAACUAAAAGGUAUGACAAAGAACUACGUGGGCUUUGAUUCCUUCGGGAUACGUAGGUAGCUUAGUAUUCCUUUGGGUACUAGGUUCAAGU